Messenger RNA from Hyposmocoma kahamanoa, 2284 nucleotides. Its product is annotated as TBC1 domain family member 13. Gene Ontology annotation, biological process: intracellular protein transport; activation of GTPase activity. Gene Ontology annotation, molecular function: GTPase activator activity. The record is from RefSeq and is a predicted model, not a curated record. Lineage: Eukaryota; Metazoa; Arthropoda; Insecta; Lepidoptera; Cosmopterigidae. The coding region runs from base 1 to 1161 and encodes 386 amino acids. The transcript has 9 exons.
AUGAGUUUACACAAGGCCAGAAUAAAAGCCUUUGAAGAGAUCCUUGAGGAAGAUGUGAUUGACAUGAACCACCUUCAAAAACUGGCUUUCAAUGGUAUCCCUGAAGACAAAGGCUUGCGUGCUCUAGUGUGGAGAAUUUUGUUACACUACUUGCCUCAAGAGAAGAAUAUCAGAGAUGGAACAUUGAUGAAGAAGAGACAGCUCUAUAAACAGUUUAUAGAUGAAAUUAUAGCGGCUCCCGGAUGCGCCGGUGGCACCGACCAUCCCUUAAACAUCAGCCCUGACAGCACUUGGAGCACCUACUUCAAAGAUAAUGAAGUGUUGUUGCAGAUCGACAAAGAUGUCCGCAGACUCUGCCCUGACAUCUCGUUUUUCCAGUCUGCUACUGAAUUUCCUUGUGAAGAGGUUGUUAACAGCAAUGGAGUGAAACGACUGCACAGGCGAGUGGAAACUUCUGUUCUCAAAUAUUCCACAUUGGAGAGGCGAGGUCUUGGUGUUGCUAAGCUAAGCAACGAAAUUCGUCGAUCUGAUAGCCUCUCGUGUGGAGACUACGCGCCGCUGCACGAAGGUUGCGAGGCGCACUGGGAAGUGGUGGAGCGUAUGCUGUUCCUUUACGCGAAGCUUAACCCCGGACAGGGCUACGUACAGGGCAUGAAUGAAAUCAUUGGCCCUAUAUACCACACCUUUGCCUGUGACUCUAAUAAGGAAUAUAGGCAGCAUGCAGAAGCAGACUGCUUUUUUUGCUUCACGAACUUAAUGGCGGAGAUACGAGACUUCUUCAUCCGGACACUAGACGAGGCUGAAAGUGGAAUUAACUACAUGAUGACCAAACUAAGCGACUGUGUGAAAAGACACGACGUCGCCGUAUGGAAUCAACUCGAGAAGCUCGAGUUACGACCUCAGUACUACAGCUUCAGAUGGCUGACACUGCUGCUCUCUCAAGAAUUUUCUCUACCGGACGUCGAGAGGAUCUGGGACUCUCUGUUCGCCGAUGGGCAGCGGUUCAACUUCCUCAUUUACGUGUGCUGUGCCAUGAUAUUAUUGAUGAGAGAAAACCUGCUGAGCGGCGACUUCGCGGCUAAUGUCAAAUUACUUCAGAACUUCCCACCGAUGGACGUCUCAUUAAUCCUCAACAAGGCUCUAGAACUAUCUAAUAGUUAAUCUUUUUGAAUAUUUUUUGUACAAAUAAUUUUAUACAGUAAGUUUUUUAAGGUAAGAAGCAUUUAAAAUAAUUUUUUACUAUUGUGUGUUUAUGUACAAUUUUAUAACAUAGGUACAUUUUAGAUCGAAUAUAUUCGUGUUUUAGAGAGGUAAUAGAACAUUCCUUCGCAUUCUUUCGGGACUAAGUUUAUAUAAUGAUCAUAAUUAUAAUAUUACAUGAAAUAUUUCAAAAUUCAUAUUCGUACGUAAUUUUAUGAAUCGAUUGCAGUUUUCUAGUUUAUAAUAACACAUCGAUCAUUAAGAUAUUUGGAUUGUAGUAGCAAUAAUAUCAAGUGUAAGUUAGUGCUACAAUUGCAAGUUGCAUUUUAUAAUUCCUUCAUUGUUGGCCAUAUUUAGUUACCAUUAUACAAUAUACAGACCACAGCACAUCCAGCGUAAAUAAGUACACGGCUGAUUUACUAGCCGUUGUGCGAAUGGAAAACUGUGCGUACGCAGUGUUGGGUUAACGGGGAAGGCAGGUAUAGUAGCACUUGUGUGCCAUUUUGCACAGACCAUCCGCGAAUGGUACUCGCGCAUGCUUAACGUUGCCCAAUGUAUUGCACGACAUUGUCAAGGCUCAUCCUAAUGUUUUCCAAAUGACACACAUAAAGCUGGGUACUCACUAGCGAGCUGUAACUGUUGCAUGUUAUGUUACCAAAAAUCAUAGUGUGUACGUGGUAUGCGAACUUUAUUUAUAACCAGGUACUCAUUCUAUCAAAUGAAGAUUAUUUCAUGCGUACACACUAGAACCUCGUUACUGUAUCUGUCACGUUACAGUUACACAGUUAUAUAGCUAAUGAGUACCCGGCUUUACUAUGAUGUGUAAUUGACAUAACAAAUCCAGAGUGAAAAAACCAAUUACUUUCGUAUGUUUUAUUUAUACAUGCGAUAUUGUACCAAUCUUUUUACAAUUAAUUAUUAAGUCAAUGAAAUCAGUUGACAAUAUUAUACUUAUGGAAAUAUUUUGCUUAAAAAUAUUUUUAUUAUAUAAAGUAAUAAACUCUUGUACUUUGCGGAAAGAUUUCUAGAAAAUACAACCAAAACUUAAUGUAUUGUUUCACUUCUACGGUAUAUUCCAACCUAC